AAUGGAGAUGAAAAUGCCCCCACCGCAGAUAUAUGUAGAAAAAACUCUGGCCAUUAUCAAACCAGAUAUUGUUGACAAAGAGGAGGAGAUACAAGAUAUUAUUCUCAGAUCUGGAUUCACCAUUGUUCAGAGAAGAAAACUGCAACUCAGUCCUGAGCACUGUAGUAACUUUUAUGUGGAACAGUAUGGGAAAAUGUUUUUCCCAAAUUUAACAGCUUACAUGAGUUCUGGACCACUCAUUGCUAUGAUAUUAGCUAGACAUAAUGCCAUCUCUUACUGGAAAGAACUUUUGGGACCAAGUAAUAGUUUAGUAGCUAAGGAGACACACCCAGACAGUCUAAGGGCACUUUAUGGCACCGAUGACCUAAGGAAUGCACUUCAUGGGAGUAACGACUUUGCUGCAGCAGAAAGAGAAAUUCGUUUCAUGUUUCCUGAAGUGAUCGUUGAGCCCAUUCCAAUUGGACAAGCUGCUAAAGACUAUUUAAAUUUAUAUGUAACACCAACUCUGCUUGAAGGACUCACAGAGCUUUGUAAGCAAAAACCAGCAGAUCCUUUUAUUUGGCUAGCUGAUUGGCUGCUGAGAAAUAAUCCCAAUAAACCUAAACUCCACCCCUGUUCAAUUGCAGAAGAACCUUAUGAAGCUCCCUGCCAAGCUGGCCUGGGAUUAACCCAUCAUUUCCCAGCCAGAGCUAUCCCAGUUGCCUGGCUUUCCUGGGGCCUCUCAUGUUAA
This is a messenger RNA of Castor canadensis (American beaver), 730 nucleotides long. It is a transcript of the gene Nme5, whose product is annotated as NME/NM23 family member 5. The record is from RefSeq and is a predicted model, not a curated record. Gene Ontology annotation, cellular component: cilium. Gene Ontology annotation, molecular function: nucleoside diphosphate kinase activity. NCBI's taxonomy places the organism in Eukaryota, Metazoa, Chordata, Mammalia, Rodentia, Castoridae. Gene Ontology annotation, biological process: GTP biosynthetic process; CTP biosynthetic process; negative regulation of oxidative stress-induced intrinsic apoptotic signaling pathway.